Nycticebus coucang (slow loris) is the source of this 971-nucleotide messenger RNA. RefSeq names its product surfactant protein C (gene SFTPC). Lineage: Eukaryota; Metazoa; Chordata; Mammalia; Primates; Lorisidae. Bases 50 to 751 code for a protein of 233 amino acids. The transcript is spliced from 7 exons. Gene Ontology annotation, cellular component: extracellular region; alveolar lamellar body. The record is from RefSeq and is a predicted model, not a curated record. Gene Ontology annotation, biological process: respiratory gaseous exchange by respiratory system.
GGCAGCCCAAGUUACUGGCAGAUCUGAUUUCACACAGCACUCAACUGAGAUGGUUUUGGGGAAGGCGGUAGGAAAGAGGGGAGACAAGAAAAGUCCAGAAAGUACAUCAAGUUUGGACACAUAUAAGAUCCUGGUCACACCUGGGAGAAGAAGAGAGGAGAGCACCUGCAGCAGGAUGGACAUGGGCAGCAAAGAGGUCUUGAUGGAGAGCCCACCGGACUACUCUGCUGCUCCCCGGGGCCGGUUUGGCAUCCCCUGCUGUCCCGUGCACCUCAAACGCCUUCUCAUCGUGGUCGUGGUGGUGGUCCUGGUGGUUGUGGUGAUUGUAGGAGCCCUGCUCAUGGGUCUUCACAUGAGCCAGAAACACACCGAGAUGGUCCUAGAGAUGAGCAUUGGGGCACCAGAAGCCCAGCAACGCCUGGCCCUGAGGGAGCAUGCGGGUACCACUGCCACCUUCUCCAUCGGCACCACUGGCCUUGUAGUGUAUGACUACCAGCGGCUCCAGAUCACCUAUAAGCCAGCCCCGGGAACCUGCUGCUACAUCAUGAAGAUGGCUCCAGACAGCAUCCCUAGUCUUGAGGCUCUCGCUAGAAAAUUCCAGAACUUCCAGGCGAAGCCUGCAGCACCCACCUCUAAGCUGAGCCAGGAGAAGGGGCAUUACACAGACUCGGUGUCCUCUGGAGGAGACCUGGCCUUCCUGGGCAUUGCUGUACACACCCUGUGUGGCGAGGUGCCUCUCUACUACAUCUAGGACUCCUCAGGGUCUUGAAAGCCCCAAGGGGACAGGAGAACCCUUCCCCCCAGCAAAGGCCCUUUUGCAGACAGCAAGGAAGUUGCUCGUGCCCACAUCACAGGGACUGGCCCUGGAGAAAUGGGAGCUUGGAGGAGGACGGGAGCUUGGUGAGAGGAUGGGAGUGAGCAGAGGUGGCUCCUAUGGGCCAGGGAACUGCUGCCACAAAAGAAUAAAGCAA